Lottia gigantea (owl limpet) is the source of this 7840-nucleotide messenger RNA. RefSeq lists its product as hypothetical. NCBI's taxonomy places the organism in Eukaryota, Metazoa, Mollusca, Gastropoda, Lottiidae. Gene Ontology annotation, molecular function: cysteine-type deubiquitinase activity; cysteine-type endopeptidase activity. The record is from RefSeq and is a predicted model, not a curated record. Bases 344 to 7840 code for a protein of 2498 amino acids. Gene Ontology annotation, biological process: protein deubiquitination; cell migration. The transcript is spliced from 54 exons. Gene Ontology annotation, cellular component: cytosol; nucleus.
CUUACAUCAACACCAAACAUGUUGACAUUGCUGAUAUAGACUAUGUCUAUUGAUUUAUAAUGACUUUGAAUAAGAAAAAAAACUGUAUGCAAAUGGAUGUUUGGUAGUUAUAAAAAUGAAAUGGAAAUUAAAAAAUGUCAGCAGGAAGUGAUGGCCAGUAUAGGCAUGUCUAAGUUACAUUAGGCUACUAUAAUUACGAGGAUUGGCUAUUAUUUACAUGUCUUACAUUUUUGUGUAAAUGUGCAUAUUAGCACAGAAAUUGAACUGCUUGAUUUAGCAAUUAGUAAAAAAAAGUAUCAAACUGUACAUUCUAUAUCUUUUAGAAAAAUAUACAAAUAGAGCAAUGACCAAAGUCAUGAAGGGCAGUCCGGCUGGGGGUGAUUCGCCUCUAGACACAAGCCAGCCCUCAGGCCAACCAGCAGGCCAACCAGCAGGACAACCAGCAGGACAACCAGCAGGACAACAGCCAAUAGUUCCAGAAUCACAAGUUCCUGCAACUGCAGUGCCUGUACCAGCUGCAACUCAGCAACAACAGACUACACCAGCAGUCCCUCCCGAUGCUAGUACAGCCCCAACUACCCCACCUGCCACAAUUAAAGAUGAAGCUGGACAGGGGGACAUUGCCCCGGCAGUUGGUGAUGAUCAGGAUGCUGAUUUCCCUCUGCUAGAACUAAGUAAAUUAGAUGAAAUGAUAAAUAGACCAAGAUGGGUUGUUCCUGUAUUACCUAAAGGAGAAUUAGAAGUUUUAUUGGAAGCAUCUAUUAAAUUGUGCAAAGAAGGAUUAGAUUUACGUAGUGAAGCCUGUCAGAGAUUUUUCCGUGAAGGAUUAACUAUUUCAUUUACUAAAAUAUUAACGGAUGAUGCUGUUAGUAGCUGGAAAUAUGAUAUUCAUAGAUGUAUUUUGAAAAAUGCUGAGAAAUUAAUAGAGUUAUGUGUUGUUAAAUUAAAUCAAGACUGGUUUCCUCUCUUAGAAUUAUUAGCAAUGGUUCUGAAUCCACAGUGCAAAUUUCAUUCAUACACUAACAACAGACCUUCAGAUACAUGUUCUGGCACUGCUCCAACAGAUGAGAAUAUAUAUGCUAGACCUUCAGAUCAAAGAUACCCUAGGGGAUGGUUAGUAGACUUGAUUAAUAAGUUUGGUCAGCUGGGUGGUUUUCAGAUCAUGUUAGACAGAUUUAAAAGUGGAAAUUUAACUGUUCCUGUUAUAGCAGCUCUAAUCAAACCAUUUGGACAAUGCGCAGAAGUAUUAACUGCCUCAACUAUACAAAAAUACUUCAUGCCUAUUGUGGAAAUCGUACCUAGUGUAUUAGAUAAACUGACAGAUGAAGAAUUGAAGAAAGAAUCCAAAAAUGAAGCAAAAAAUGAUGCUUUAUCUUCAAUUAUAAAAGCGUUAAAACAUUUAGUCAACAGAUUACAGAAUCAAGAAGAAACAGUGAAAAAUUUAGAAAUAUUUCGACUUAAAAUGAUAUUAAGAUUAUUACAAAUUUCCUCAUUCAAUGGUAAAAUGAACGCAUUAAAUGAAGUGAAUAAAGUAAUAACUAAUGUAUCAUUCCACGCUACACGACAUCAACAAAUAGAAGAAGAUGAGUGGCUUACUGCAGAUAAAAUGGCCGAAUGGAUACAACAGAACAGUGUUUUAUCUAUAGUGCUACGUGAUAGUUUACAUCAACCUCAAUAUGUAGAAAAACUAGAGAAAAUACUACGCUUUAUGAUAAAAGAAAAGGCUUUAACUAUUGAAGAUUUAGAUAGAUUGUGGGAAGCUCAGUCUGGAAAACAUGAUGCUAUUGUGAAGAAUGUACAUGAUUUAUUAGCUAAAUUAGCUUGGGACUUUACAGCUGAACAGUUAGAUCAUUUAUUUGAAUGUUUUCAGGGAAGUUGGAAUAAUGCCAGUAAGAAAAAUAGAGAGAAAUUACUCGAGUUAAUUCGUAGAUUAGCAGAAGAUGAUAAGGAAGGAGUCAUGGCUCACAAGGUAUUAACAUUGUUGUGGAAUCUAGCUCAUAGUGAUGAUGUACCAACAGAGAUAAUGGAUCAGGCGCUCACCUCACAUAUCAAAAUAUUAGACUAUAGUUGUUCACAAGAUAGAGAUAAUCAAAAGAUGCAGUGGAUCAAUAGAUUUGUAGAAGAAUUGAAGAAUGACAAGUGGGUUUUACCAUCUUUAAAACAGAUACGAGAAAUAUGUCAACUGUUUCCUGAGGCUCCACAGAAUUUCCCUCACACUCAGAGAGCAGCUCAUAUGUACUAUAGAAAUAAUGUUAUUAGUCAGUUACAAGCUCAACAUUCUAUAGUAAUGUUAGUUAGUCAGAAUUUAUCAGCUUAUAUGAAUAAAGCUAGACAGUAUAACAAAGAUAAUCCAGAAGAAGAUCCUGCUACUAUUAAUCCUGAUGGUAGAUUUAAUCAUAAUGUACAGGUUCAAGAACGUCUUAGAUUUUUAAGGUUUCUAUUAAAAGACGGUCAGCUAUGGCUAUGUGAACCACAAGCAAGACAGAUAUGGCAUUGUUUAGCUGAAAAUGCUAUAUAUUUCUCAGAUAGAGAAGCCUGUUUUAAAUGGUUUGCUAAAUUGAUGGGUGAGGAACCAGAUCUAGAUCCUGAAAUUACCAGAGAUUUCUUUGAGAAGAAUAUAUUACAAUUAGAUCCUAGUUUAUUAACAGAACAUGGCAUGAAUUGUUUUGAGAGGUUUUUUAAACAAGUUAAUUUAAAAGAAAAUAAAUUAAUAGCUAAAAGAAGAGGCGGUCACAUGAUGGAUGAUAUGGAAUUGAUUGGUUUAGAUUAUUUAUGGAGGGUAGUAUUAUUAAGUCCUGAUGACGUAGCAGAGAAAGCCAUUUUGUUAUUAAAAGACAUUUUCACAAAUCUUAGUCCCCGCUUACAACAAAGUCAAGUUGAAAUACAUGAAGAUUUUAUUCAAUCGUGUGUUGAUAGACUGAAAGCGUUAUAUGAUACUGUAUCAGUGUUAGAGAAAGAUAAAGAUUCUAUGAAUCGUGUCAUGCAAGAGACAAUACGUAUGGUCAGGAUAUUGACAGUGCUAAAGGAAUAUGUAGGAGAAUGUGAUGAAGCUUAUAAUGAAGAGAGAAUGAUAUUGCCAUUAAGCAGAGCUUGUAAAGGGAAAUUAGUGACGCUGAAAAUACGAUUUCCUAAUCAAGGUCGUCAAGUUGAAGAUUUAGAAAUAUUUUCUCAUACUAAUGAUACUAUAGGAUCUUUACGUAGACAGAUACAUCGUGUUAAAGCUAAUACUAAUAAUGUGAAAGUUGAACUCUUUCUAAAUGCUGAACAAAUAGAUUCUAUAGAUGAUAAAAAACUAAUAUCUCAUAUUCCACUACGUGAUAAAAUGACACUGACAGCAAAGUUGGUACAAGCUGGUAGUAAUAUGCCAUCUAGUCCUGAUAGUAGUUCUGAUAGUUCAGUUGGUUCUCCACACAAUACUUAUGAUGGUCCAAACAUAGAGGCUGAGAAUUAUCUUCCUGGAGUCCUAAUGUCUCAGAAUCCUAAAUAUUCUCAGUUUUUAUUUCAACUGUCUGAUUUGGGUUGUCAGUUACAAGUACCUAAAUUACGUGAUACAGCACGCCAUGUUUUAAAAAUCAUGCCUGCAGAUCAAACUGUGAUAGAAAAGUUUCGUAAUAUUUGUACUGAGAAUAAUAAUGGUGAUGGUUGUAUAGCUUCAGCAUUAGAAUCUUUAUUUUUUAAUGACUCACCAACACAAGUAUUAUAUAAUAUAGAGGUUUUAUAUAGUUUAUUAAUGCCAGCUUUAGAUCCAUUAUCAGAUGAAGCAUUUGAAUUUCAAUAUAAUUUUGUAAGAAGUGGAGGUGUAGCUCUAUCAAUGAAUAUGAUAACAAAAAAUAAUUUCUUACCAAGUGUAGAAUUACCUACUAGAAGAGCCUCGUAUGUAACAGUAUUAAAGAUCUGUAAACUAAUGUUAACUACAGUAGGACAUGCUAAAGUUCAGGUGGUAGUUGAUGCUUGUCACAGUGAACCAGGUUCUACUCCUGUCACACCAGAUGAACAUAACCAAGCUGCAGCUCUACAACAAGCUCUAAUACAUAUACCUAGUCCAGACUCUGAGUUUAGAAAUGUUGCUCUUAGAUUAGGUCAACAUUUAGGUCAACAGGCUACAGGAGUAUUACCUGAUCUAUCAACAGUCAAAGCUAUACAGAAGAUAGCCUGGUCUUCUAGUAGCUGUUCUCUACAUUUAGUUCAUGCUUCUAAUGAAGAUAUACACAAAGCACAUGAAAAGAUAAAAGAAGAUGUGCAGUCAGAUAAUGAAGAUAUGAUAGUAGCUAGAGAAGCUUUAGAAGUUUUAACAGUCUGUCUAUCUCUAUGUCCAUCUGCUCUAGAAUCAUUAAAUAAAGAUAAAGCUUGGCAAUGUUUUAUCAUAGAUUUAUUACUAAUCUGUAAAUCCAGCCGAGAUGUACGUAAAUGUGCUAGUGAUCAAUUUUAUUUAAUGUCUACUAAAUGUGGUACCAGUCAUCGACCUUUAGUAUUUCUAAUCACUUUACUAUUUACUGUUUUAUCGAGUACAGCUAAAGAGUAUGCCAAGCAAUCUCAUGAAUUUUUUCAACUUCUGUGCAAGUUAUUGAACUAUGCCUGUGCCAGUACUACUAUGUUACCUACAGCUGAAGCUCUACUCAAUAAUGAAAUUAUCUGGUUAAAAUGGGUCAAGACACAGAUGCAAUCAUCAGGAGAAUUACAAGUUGAAGAAGCUCUAUUAGAAGGACAUCUGGGUAUAACUAAAGAGCUGUUAUCAUUUCAACCUACUGAGAAAAAACAUAAAAUAGGUUCAGAGAAUGGUGGAGAUAAUCUCAUCAAGGAACUGGUGGAAGAUUUUAUAUUUCCAGCAUCUAAGAUAAUGUUACAUUGUAAUUCUGAGACUGGUGAAUUCCCUGCAGAAGAAGCUAUACCAGUGUGUUCUUCACCACAUACAGUAGUAGCAGCUUAUGAUUUAUUAGUAGCUUUAUGUACUGGUUGUUUAGCCAAUCUGAAAUACCUAUCAUCUGUUAUUAUUGAAAUGUACUAUACAAAUGAUGCUGCACUAACAGAAUGGGAGUAUCUUCCACCAGUUGGACCCAGACCACCAAAAGGUUUUGUUGGAUUGAAAAAUGCUGGAGCAACAUGUUAUAUGAAUUCUGUGUUACAACAGAUAUUUAUGAUAGAACCUGUACGUAUUGGUAUAUUAGCUGUAGAAGGAGCUGCUGAUGAUUUUGAAGAUGAUUCUAAUGAUGAUAAAAAUGAGUGUGAGACUAAUAUAGAUCUUGGAGAAGAAGAAAAGAAAGAAGAAGAAAAAGGAACAAGAGAAGAAGAAAGAAAAGAUUAUGAUAUGGGUGUUUUAAAACAAAUACAAUAUAUUUUUGGUCAUUUAGCUGCUAGUAAAUUACAGUAUUUUGUUCCUCGUGGCUUCUGGAAACAUUUCAAACUAUGGGGUGAACCAGUAAAUCUAAGAGAACAACAUGAUGCUCUAGAAUUUUUUAAUAGUUUAGUUGAUAGUUUAGAUGAAUCAUUGAAAGCCUUAAAUCAACCUACAGUCAUGUCAGAUAUACUGGGAGGGUCUUUUGCUGAUCAGAAAAUCUGUAAAGACUGUCCUCAUAGAUAUCAAAGAGAAGAAGCAUUUACAACAUUAAAUGUAGAUAUACGAAACCAUCAAAACCUAUUUGAAUCAUUAGAACAGUAUGUGAAAGGAGAUUUAUUAGAGGCAGGCAAUGCUUACUAUUGUGAGAAAUGCAAUAAAAAGGUUGAUACAGUAAAAAGACUUGUGAUAAGAAAGUUACCCAAAGUUUUAGCAAUUCAAUUAAAACGUUUUGACUAUGAUUGGGAGAGGGAAUGUGCAAUUAAAUUCAAUGAUUAUUUUGAAUUUCCCCGUGAAUUUGAUAUGGAACCCUAUACUGUACAAGGUUUAGCUAAGAUAGAAGGAGAGAUCAUUGAUGAUGAAUGUGAAGAGAAAGAACAGAAUACUAAAUAUAGAUUAAUAGGUGUUGUUGUCCAUAGUGGUCAAGCUAGUGGUGGUCAUUAUUAUUCCUAUAUAUUACACAAUCCGAAUGAUACUAGUGCUAAAUGGUAUAAAUUUGAUGAUGGGGAUGUAACAGAAUGUAAGAUGGAUGAUGAUGAGGAGAUGAAAAAUCAAUGUUUUGGUGGAGAAUAUUUAGGAGAAGUUUAUGAUCACAUGUUAAAAAGAUCUGCCUUUAGACGUCAGAAAAGAUGGUGGAAUGCCUAUAUAUUAUUUUAUGAAGGUAUAUCAGAAUCUAGUGUAGAAAAUAAAGAUAUAAUUAAAGAAAUAGAAAAAAUGUCGAUAAGUAACAAUAAUCCAAUCAACCCAGUGAAAAUGCCAAAGGCCAUAGAAAGUCAUGUACGAAAACAGAAUAUAUUGUUUAUGCAUGAAAAAAUCCACUUCUCUGUUGAAUAUUUCCAGUUUAUUAAGAAAUUAACUAUCUGUAACCAUUUAAUAUUAGCACAGGCUUAUUCUGAUAAACUGACUCCAGAAUCUGAAAAUAUAGCUAGAAUUAGUGUGGAGCUGGCCUCCAAAUUUUUAUUUAAUGCUGGCUUUCAUACCAAAAAAACAAUAAGAGGUCCUGCUGGUGACUGGUAUGAUGCAUUACAUAUCCAUUUCCGGUGUAGCAAAGUGGUUCGCAACUGGUUUGCUAAUCAUAUUUUAUUUGCACAACCGUCACGGUUUGCUGAAUAUUUAUUAGAGUGUCCUAGCUCAGAGGUACGACAUGUGUUUGCCAAGAUAAUUGUGAUAUUAGCUCAUCUUUCUUUACAAGAUGGCCCUUGUCCUCCACCAUUAGUACAAGGUCAACCAGCUGAUCCUAAUGCUACUUUAUGUGAUCAUCUAUUACUAGCUGUUUUAUCUUUAUUACGUAAAGAAGUUUCUGAACAUGGUCGCCAUUUACAACAAUAUUUCCAUCUCUUCUUAAUGUUUUUAAAUUUAAAUCUAGGUAUACAAGAGAAACAAGAAUUAAUCAAGCUACAAGUACCAACGUUUUUUAUGGCUGUAGCAUUAGAUGAGGGACCUGGACCCCCUAUUAAAUAUCAGUAUGCUGAAUUAGGAAAACUCUAUUCUGUUGUCUCACAUUUAGUACGAUGUUGUGAUAUUUCUCAUCGCUGCCAGUCUUCAGUAUCGGGUCAAGUGCCACUAACUAAUCCUCAUGGUGAUAUAUCUGGUUUACAACUAUCUAUACCUAAACCAGUAGAAGAGAUGUUAUUUAGUCGUACAUCUUAUGUUAAAAAACUAAUAGAAGAGUGUAAUAAUACUGAAGAAACUACUAAGUUAUUAAAAUACUCUUGUUGGGAAAAUCCACACUUUUCUUCCACUGUUCUUAGUGAAUUGUUAUGGCAGUCCACACUUUUGACAGUAAAUUGUUAUCAUGUUAGUCCACACUAUUUGACAGUAAAUUGUCAUCAUGUUAGUCCACACUAUUUGACAGUAAAUUAUCAUCAUGUUAGUGUACCAGAAGAUAGAGAUGGGUUAUUUGAUACAAUACAAAGAUCAAAAAAUCAUUAUCAAAAACGAGCUUACCAAUGUAUUAAAAUGAUGGUGACUUUAUUUACUCAUUGUGCUCCAGCAGCUACUAUGUUUCAAACAAAUGGUGAUUUAAAACGAAAGUGGACUUGUGCUGUAGAUUGGUUAAAUGAUGAACUAGACAGAAGACAAUAUCCAGGAGUAGCUCAGUACACCUAUAAUAAUUGGUCUCCACCAGCUCAGUCUAAUGAAACUUCUAAUGGGUACUUCUUAGAAAGAUCACCCAGUGCUAGGAUGACAUUAGCUAAAGCUUUUGAACUGUGUCCAGAAGAGGUAAGUAGAAUGUAUUUGGUAUCCAUACCCUUAAAACUACAGGUGAUUAUUGAAAAAUGCUUGUAG